AUGCAGGAAUUCGAGAUCGAGCCAGCCUUGCUAUCUCAGGCAGCCGGUCAGACAGUCAUUGUAACUGGAGCAGCAAACGGAAUAGGAGCCGUUACCGCGACACUCUUUAACCAUCAUGGUGCAAAUGUCAUCCUUUCUGAUCUUGCCUCUCUCGAGGGGACUGCUGCAGCACUUAUCCAGACAUUUUCUUGGCCCGAAAGGGCAGUUUUUGUUGCUGCCGAUGUCCUCGACUGGGGGCAGAUGAAAAGGCUCUUCCAUGAGACAGUCCGCAUUUUCGGAGAGGUCAACAUUGUGAUCGCUAAUGCGGGGGUGAUGGAGUCACAUCCAGUACUGGAUCUCGACAAUGUUGACGAGAAUGGCGAUCUCAGAGAGUCUACCGAAGGCUUCCGAGUGAUUGAUAUCAAUCUGAAAGGAACCCUGAACACUCUCAGACUAGCGAUGCACCACAUGAGGAACAAACAUCACCCAUCUGGAUCUAUUGUGCUUCUAGCAUCUACCUCUGGGUAUUUUGGAGGCACUGGCGUAGCGGCAUAUGUCGCUUCUAAACAUGGAAUUGUGGGAUUGCUUCGUGCCUCCCAGACCACUGCGCAGCAGUACGGCAUCCGCAUAAACGCCGUUGCUCCAUUUUUCACCCCGACACGAAUCACAGCUGGAUUCUCGGAGAAAUGGCUCGAAGCAGGUCUGGAAGCUAACACACCCCAGCGUGUGGCAGACGUGAUUGGGCAGGUUGCAAUGGAUUCAAACCGAAAAGGGUCCUGUGUUCUAGUUGCCGGGAAUUAUCUUCGUGAGAUGGAAUCCACCAGGACAGGAAUGCUCGCGCCAUGGCUUGGGGAGGAUGUUGCGAAAUUUAUGACCAGCGCGAUGCAAUUUUUCCAAGACAUAGGGGGAUAUGUGCUCCCCAAGUACCAUUAG
Aspergillus aculeatus ATCC 16872 is the source of this 912-nucleotide messenger RNA. RefSeq lists its product as uncharacterized. The record is from RefSeq and is a predicted model, not a curated record. Bases 1 to 912 code for a protein of 303 amino acids. Lineage: Eukaryota; Fungi; Ascomycota; Eurotiomycetes; Eurotiales; Aspergillaceae. The transcript is spliced from 3 exons.